This is a messenger RNA of Spodoptera litura, 852 nucleotides long. RefSeq lists its product as uncharacterized. Lineage: Eukaryota; Metazoa; Arthropoda; Insecta; Lepidoptera; Noctuidae. Gene Ontology annotation, molecular function: DNA binding. Gene Ontology annotation, cellular component: nucleus; transcription regulator complex. The record is from RefSeq and is a predicted model, not a curated record. Gene Ontology annotation, biological process: regulation of transcription by RNA polymerase II.
UGCAAGCGAUCGCACGUUUCUAUUUAACAACUUUUUUAUAUUAUUAUUUAAUUUCACAAUGUCUUUUAGUAUUGAACGUUUAAUAACUGAGAUAGAAUGUCGUCCUGCGUUAUGGGAUUGUAGGGUGAAGGAAUAUAGUGAGAGACUGUUGAAACGAGACGCUUGGGAAGAAGUCUGCUCCGUUUUGGACCCCAACUAUGACGAUUAUACCAAGGCCGAGAAACUUAACAAAGCCGCAUUCAUACAGAAGAAGUGGAAGGGUAUCCGAGACGCGUUCGUAAGAGAACUGAAGAAAAGCAACCAAAAAGGAGCGCCUACACAUAAACCUUAUACAUACUAUGACAACUUAUCAUUCCUAAAACCGAUAUAUGAAACAAUUUCUAAUACAAAAAUGAAGAGAGAUGGAGAAGAUAAUUCGUUAUAUGGAGAAGUGCAAGACGAUGAAAACUAUGACAGCGAUGAUUCAAGUUCUAAUGAUAUAUCCCAACUAGCACCAGUAAACAAAAGUAACUACUAUACUUCUAGAAAAAGAAAACACGAGGAUGCAUUCUUCAAAUUGCUAUCAGACCAUGUAAAAAGUAAAAAGUUGCAAAAUGUUCACAAUGAUCCAGAUAGACAAUUCUUGCUUUCUCUUCUCCCAGAUUUUAAAAAUAUAGACUCCAGUGUCAAGUUUGAUUUAAAAUUUGAAGUUAUGAGUAUUAUAAAAAAGUAUAAGGCUUUUAAUAAAUGAUAGAAUCAUGGCAAUUAGUGUUCCAUAAUCACUGCCUUCACUUGGGGGUCCAUGUGAAGGUAUGUAGGUAGGUAUGUACAAAUACUGUUUUAUAAUAAUUAUUGUAAUAAAGGGGUUAGAAU